AUGCUCUCUAAUUUUGUUAAUCGAAGCUUAAACACUGGAAUUAUCCAUCAGACGAGAGCUUUGCACAGUGGUGGAGUUCUUACGAAGAAGGCUACAAAGAAAGCUGGAAAGGGCAAAAAAGCCGAUGACGACGAAGAGGUAGAAAUUGUGGAUCUAAAAAGUUAUAUUCAACAGGCUACAACUGCAUUCCAAAAGAGUGUAGAGCUUCAUCAGAAAAAGCUUAACGAAUUGAAAGCAGGAACCUCAAAUCCCACCAUUUUCGACAAGUUGAAGGUCGGUAAAGAAAACCUCAAGUUUACAGACUUGGCUACAACAUCCACAAAGGGAAGGAAUGGCCUUAUAAUUACAGUUUUUGAUCCAAAAGACACCAAAUCAGUCAUCAGCAGCAUUCUAGGAGCAGGCCUGAACUUAAACCCAGAAAGAAUACCAAAUAAUGAGCAGCAGCUAAAAGUAUCGCUCCCGCCACCAACCACCGAAACGAGAAAGCAAAACUGUAAGCUGCUCAAAGAUGUAUUUGAAGAGUACAAGAAUUCUGCCAACAAAAACUCACUGGGUCACAUCCGAGGAGAGAUACUGAAGGCCUUGAAAACAAUUGACAAGAAAAACGAUUCUGUGAAAAAGGUCACCCAGGACCUCGAAAAACUGCAUAAGGAAUACACUCAAAAGCUCCAGGAUAGUCUGAAACAAGCGGAAAAAAGCGUUCUCGGAUAA
This is a messenger RNA of Lachancea meyersii CBS 8951, 711 nucleotides long. The record is from the annotation of a GenBank genome assembly. NCBI's taxonomy places the organism in Eukaryota, Fungi, Ascomycota, Saccharomycetes, Saccharomycetales, Saccharomycetaceae.